This is a messenger RNA of Pyricularia grisea, 1044 nucleotides long. RefSeq lists its product as uncharacterized. The transcript has a single exon. Gene Ontology annotation, molecular function: hydrolase activity. The coding region runs from base 1 to 1044 and encodes 347 amino acids. NCBI's taxonomy places the organism in Eukaryota, Fungi, Ascomycota, Sordariomycetes, Magnaporthales, Pyriculariaceae. The record is from RefSeq and is a predicted model, not a curated record.
AUGCGUCCAACAUCCAUCAUCACCCUUCUCGCCUCUGGAGUCCUGGCCUUGGCUCUCCCCCAGGCAACGGGCGGCUCUCCCGCCGGCGUCGAAGCAAUGCGUCACUUCGCCACAGUCGGCUCGGGAAAUACCUACAGCUACCUGCUGUCCAAGCCCGACGGUAAACCGAAGGGAACCGUCUUCCUCCUGCACGGCUUCCCCGACCUCUCGUACGGCUGGCGCUACCAGAUGCCGACCUUGACGCAGCUCGGUUAUCAGGUCGUCGCCCCAGACAUGCUCGGCUACGGCCGCACCUCGGCCCCCAAGGACGUCGGGGCCUACACCUACAAGAAAAUGACCGACGACCUCGCCGCUCUGGCAAAGCAGAUCGCUCCGGGGGAGCAGAUUAUCCUCGGCGGCCACGACUGGGGUGCGGCUAUGGUUUACCGCACCGCCCUGUGGCACCCUGAGCUCGUCAAGGGCCUCAUCACCGUCACCACCCCUUACUCGCCGCCGGCAGCCCAGUACACCGACGUCGCCGACAUGGUCAAGGCGGGUCUGACCAACUUCGGCUACCAGGUUGCCAUGCGUGACCCUGCCAUCGAGGCUAAGCUGCAGACCAAGGACCAAAUCCGCCAAAUGCUGCUGGCCAUGUAUGGAGCGCAGACGCCGCAGGGCCAGCCCGGCUUCACGGCCGAGAAGGGCCUGCUCUUUGACAACUUUGCGUCCCUUGGCUCGAGCCCACUCCUGUCUACCACGGAUCUCGAGUACUACGUCAACGAGUAUGUCAACAGCACGGUCGCGGCGCCGUUGCACUGGUACCGCACAGCGAAGCUCAACUGGCAAGACGAGCAGAGCUUGGUGGCAGCCGGCGGCAAGAUCAAGGUCCCGACCCUCUUCAUCACCGCGACUCAGGACACAGCCCUGCCGGCCAGCCUGUCGGUUGGCAUGGAGAAUUACUUUGACAAGCUGACCAGGGGCACUGUCGACUCUUCGCACUGGGCGCUGUGGCAGGGCGCUAAGAACGUCACGACCCAGAUUGCCACUUUUAUCGCUAGCUUUUAA